AUGUACCGUGAGCCCGAGCAGAAGGAAAAGGAUAAUCAGGAUGAGAGAAAUGAGAAGUUUAAAAAGAUAAAGGUUGAUGGGACCUGGCGUAAUUUGGAUGACAGGAUUCCUAAUCUACAUAGGGCUAGUGAUUCAGCACCAGCCUAUGAGGGUGGCGGCUUUAGUGAAAUACUGGACAUCAUCUUUAGGACCCAUACUGAAUUCAUGGGGUCAGCAUGGUUGGCCUAUGAUGAAUCUGUUAGGAUGAGGGCGGCAGUUGAUGUGAGUUUAAAAUGGAACUGGAAGGACCAUGAGUUGUGGUUGCAGAACCUGUGCAGGGCAGUAGUGCGGACAGCAGGCAUUUGCUGGGACACCGGCAUCAGAGAUACUGAAAUAAAGAACCAGUCUGUUACUAUGGAGUUUACACUGGUCGGUCUAACUACCUCUACAGAAUUACAGACACUUCUCUUUGGGGUAUUUGCAUUCAUCUAUGCUACUGCUUUAGCUAGUAACCUCCUCCUCAUCUUUAUCAUAUGUACUUGCAGAAAACUCCACACUCCCAUGUACUUCCUGCUCAUCAAUUUGUCCUUAGUGAAUGUGUUUUCCAUCUCAGUUACAACUCCAAAAUUGCUCCAGACUCUUUGGACCCACAGAAACACAAUCUCUUUUUAUGGCUGCUUUGCACAAUUGUUUCUAUUCGUAUGGUGUUUGUCAACAGAGCUUUUUCUCCUCUCAUUUAUGGGUUUUGACCGUUAUGCUGCUAUCUGCCAUCCUUUGCAGUACACAGUCAUCAUGAAGAAGGAAGUGUGUGUUGGCAUAGCUAGUGGAGUGUGGCUUGCUGGGAUGGUCAAUUCUGCUGUAAAUGUUGGACUUAUGCUGAAGCUUUCCUUCUGCAACUCUAACGUAGUCAACCAUUUCUUCUGUGAUUUACCCCCACUUUUAAAGCUUUCAUGCUCUGACACCAGCCUGAAUGAGAUGAUGGCCUUUGUGGCAGAUGUAAUAAUUGGGGUUAGUAGCUGUGGGUUAACGCUAACAUCUUACUGCUUUAUCCUGAGAGCUAUCUUCAGGAUCCGUUCCACUGAAGGGAAGAAGAAAGCUUUCUCCACAUGUUCCUCCCAUUUCAUUGUAGUCAGUUUUUACUUCUCUACAGUCAUUUACACGUAUACAGGUAUAAGGCCCAGCUCAGACUACUCCCUAGACAAAGACAAAUUUCUUUCUCUCCUUUAUACAGUGGUACCCCCAGUUGUUAAUCCACUCAUAUAUUCUCUGAGAAACAAAGAAGUAAAAGAGGCACUCAAGGCAAUUACUAGAAGAGGCAGGCUGCUCCAGAGACCUCAAGCUUAA
Messenger RNA from Rhineura floridana, 1323 nucleotides. Its product is annotated as olfactory receptor 13G1-like. Gene Ontology annotation, biological process: G protein-coupled receptor signaling pathway. The transcript has 2 exons. Gene Ontology annotation, molecular function: olfactory receptor activity; G protein-coupled receptor activity. Bases 1 to 1323 code for a protein of 440 amino acids. The record is from RefSeq and is a predicted model, not a curated record. Lineage: Eukaryota; Metazoa; Chordata; Lepidosauria; Squamata; Rhineuridae. Gene Ontology annotation, cellular component: membrane.